CAAACCCAAAAUGGCAAAACACCGACUGACUGACUGACGAUUCUUUCCAUUUCCUUUCCAAAAUAGCUGGCCUCGCUGCUUACCCCUAAAAUGGCAUAUGUUUUCAGUUACAAUGAGUUGCAAUUAUUCACGAAGAAUUUCAAUGAUAAACGCUUGAUCAGUGGUGGAUCGCAUGGGACGGUACACAGGGGAAAGGUUCCAAAGAAACUUGCCAAGUUUCUGGGUUUGGACAGCCGUUACGUGACUGUGAAGACAAUGAAGGGAGGAGGCGUCGACAUCUAUUUCGAGAGUUACCUGGCGGAAGCCAAAUGGCUUCCUCGCUUAAGACAUCCCAAUAUUGUCCAACUCGUUGGUCAUUGCAUCCAUUGCAUGACUGAAUGGUUCCUUGUCUACAAGUAUGUUGACGGAUGGACCUUGGACCAUGUAAUCCGCCAAAGAAGUCCAGAUUUUACUGGUCAGAGGAUGUUGAGAGUGAUCAAAGGGAUUACCGAGGGAAUGAAUUACCUACACUCUAUUGAGGAUGGUCUGAAUCAGGGCUUGGUACACGGCGAUCUCAAAUCGACAAACAUUAUGGUGAACAAGGAUUUCGAUGCCAUCAUCAUUGACUUUGGCUCGGCAAGGGUUUCCACCGAAAAAGCUAGCCUUGGAACAAAAUAUUUUGUCAAAGUUGAGGACAACAAGAAAGGAGUAAGGACCAUUGCUUGGGGCUAUCCUUUGUACGUGGGAGAUGAGCUUCAUAAGCUGGCAGCAAGUGCUGUAGGUGCAAAACCCCAAAGAAGAAAAAGAAAAAGAACAGGUGUUGUGCCUGCGUUGCAUCAUGUCAUGCAUCCUUCCUUGUUAGAAGGGGACGAUGGGUGCUCCGAGUCUGCUGCCCGUACACUUACAGAAAUUGGGGUGGACUGCACAAAAGAUUGGGAUUCUCGGGCUUCUAUUGCAUCCGUACUCACACGCAUAGUAGAUCUGGUGUAG
Molecule: messenger RNA, 969 nt
Organism: Tripterygium wilfordii
Lineage: Eukaryota; Viridiplantae; Streptophyta; Magnoliopsida; Celastrales; Celastraceae
Product: probable receptor-like protein kinase At1g80640
Exons: 4
Coding region: 91-969 (292 amino acids)
Biological process (GO): protein phosphorylation
Cellular component (GO): plasma membrane
Molecular function (GO): protein kinase activity; ATP binding
Source: RefSeq, a predicted model, not a curated record